GAGUGGCUGGUGGUGUGGUGGCUCUCCUCUCACAGACCCGAGAAGGGAGGCAGAGCGAGAGGAGGCAGCGCUCUGCCGGGAGUGGCUCCUCCUCCUCCUCCUCGGGCCCCCCUUUUGUGUCCCUCGCCCAGGCUGCCCCAGGCAUGGCCCAGGUGGGGCACCGGGUGGACUACCUGGCGGGCUUCUGCUGCCCGGUCGGGGGGCUGGCGGCGGGGAAGCCGCGCGUCCUCUGCCACGGCAGCCAGAUUUACCUCUCCAACGGCACCGAGUACGUCUACGUCUACGACCAGGAGGGACGCCUCAUGAAGGCUGUCUACCGAUUUCCUGAUCAAGUUUGGCACGUGGAACUCUUGCCCCUCCAUCAGCAGCUAUAUAUUCUGUGUGCUGGAGUGGGUAUUUACUGUGUGUCCUUGGACUACCCAAGCAGGUUAGCGAAGCGAACGGAUGGGGAGGAAAAUGACUGCUACUCCAGCAUUCUCCCCAUGGGCUCCAGUGCCUGCACCUUUCCCGAUGCCACGCUUUGCACCUUCACACUGCUCAGUGACGUCCUCGUCACCCUCUCCCAAAUCCAGGGGAAGUGGUGCAUGAAUCUCCAUGAGCUCCCGGGCCCUGAGGACCAGGAGAACUUGCCACGCCAACCCAUCAGCCAUGUGGACAUCACCACCAGCACCAGUAGUGAUGGAGACAUGUCCUUAGCUCACUUUCUUCCAGUCUUGUGUUGUGCAUCCUCUCCAGAUGCCAGUGACCACAAAGAGGGCCUUCGCCACUCAGGAGGCUUUGUGCUGGAGGAGCCUCUCUUUAGCCUCCUCUUUGGUGUAGAUGCUGCCAUGCUGGAUUCUCCCAUGAUUCUCUGUGGCUUCCCAGAUGGGCAACUGUGUUCUGUGCCCUUGAAGGCCUUGAGGUCUGACAACUGCAGUCAUGAAAACUCCCCUGUCAAGAUCCUUCAUCAUUUGGAAGAGCCAGUUGUCUUCAUUGGGGCCUUGAGGACAGACCGAAAGUCCCCAGAUGUAGAAGAGCUGCCAGCCUAUGGAGACUUGGGCUGUGAUUGUGUUGUGGCCUUGGGUCACUAUGGGAAAAUGGUGGCCAUCAAGGCAGCUUCAGGCGAAGAAGUCAAGGUUCCAGAGCUCCGAGAGUAUUACUUGCAGGGACCUGUUCUGUGUGCAGCAUGCGCGGGGGGGAGCCGCAUGUACUACAGCACCCAUUCUGACAUCUAUGCUGUUGAUCUGGACAGCAACACCCCUGAGGCUGAGAAAGUAGAGGACUCACCAGGAACCCUUCCGUCAGUUUUGUCUCCUGCCAGCUUGAGUAUCUGCAGUGUGGUGGCACUUUCCUUAUCUUCCCGAGAGUCAGAAGGUGAGUCGGAACUUCUGGCUUUAUCUGCUAAAGGCCGCCUCAUGACCUGUGGCUUGUGCAGUCCAGAUGAUACACAGCCUGUCAAAAUGAACCCAGAUAAAGCAGGGCAGAGGAUCAAAGAACUGCUGUCUGGAAUUGGCCAUGUCUCAGAGAGAGUGUCAUCCUUAAAGAAGGCUGUGGACCAGAAGAACCAAGCAUUGACAUGCCUGAAUCAGGUGAUGAGUGUGAGUGCAGCUUUGCUGUCGAGCCAGAAUGGUCAAAAGCCUAUCACUUGUACCAUUACGGCCCACUGGAGCCACAUCCUGGUUCAGGACACCUUGGCAGUUUCCUGUAUCUUGGAGAACCUGAGCGAGUGCAGCUUGGAGCGAGGCUGGACCUUCUGUGUCCAGUUGUUUGCCAGUUCCUGUGACUUUGAUGAAGGCUCCUCAGAUUCUGCUACUACUUAUACUUUCCCCAUAGAUCAGCUCCUUCCUGGAAACAAGACGGAGGUGACCCUCCCACUGGGCCCUGCAGAAGGCUCUAAGAUAGAGCUACCUUUCAUAGUCUCCUGUUCCCUCUACUACAGCCUACAGGAAAUCCUGGGCACUGUCUCGGAGUCCACUGAGCUGCUGGAUGACCUGUUUUCUGAUGAUUCUCCAGGCCUUUGUCCAGACAGAGAAGGCAUCUGUCUGCCCUUGAAGGAAGUCACCGUUGACCUCCUGCAGUGCCUUCGCUUGGAAAGUGGCAGCAGUACAUCUGAUGGGACCCUGCCUGCAGCUGCCAUAUCACUGCCUGGGGACCCACUCCACACCUUUCUGAAAUUGUCCCAGAUGCAGUCUGACCUUGAGAGCAUUGAAGGGAAUGAUGAGCUAGUUCCAAGAGCACUGAACACUCUGGGAGAAGGUUACUUGGCUCCCUCGGUGGCUUCAAUCAAAGUGUCUUCUGAGCUGCUGAGAACUGCCCUGAAGGACAUCUGUGCAGAUGUGUCGCUGUGCUGUGCUGUGCUGCGGUGGCUGCUGGCAGAGAACGUUGAGGCGGAUUCCCUUCGGAGUCAGGAAAGAGCAGAAGUGCGAGGGCUGGCCCCGGACGGAGGCGAAGUGCAGCUGAACAUCCGAGAGGUGGCUGUCAGUGACAUGAACUCAGCAGGCCCCAUCCAAGCUGUUGAGAUUGUCAUCCAGAGCUCCCCGCUGGCCAACAUGUGCCAGCUGCACCAUGCCGUGGUCAGGCGGAUUCAGGCUCUGGUUUUGGAGCAAGCAGCCCAGGAAUCUUCUCCACCAGAUAUCCGUGUGCAGUACCUCCACCAGAUCCAAGCCAACCAUGAGAUGCUGCUAAAGGAGGCCCAGUCUCUUCGUGACCAGCUGUGCUUAGGGAACAAUUCAGAUGCUACGGUGGAGAAGCUCCUGCAUGUUUAUCGGCAGCUGCGCAACCCCAGCCUCAUUGUCUUGUGAGCGCCAAGCUGUGGUUGGUUACCUGUCUUCAGGACUGGUCUUGGAUGAUUUCACUGCCAUUUCUGCUCAGUGCCAGUACAGGAUGAAGGGGAACAGCUGGCUGUACACCUUGUGAACUGACUGAGGGCUGGUGUAGAGGCAUAGCCAGGAGGAGGAAGAGGAGGGGAAAUUCCAGCUGGGCAAGCCUGGGGUCCAAAUGGGUUGGUUCCAAAGGCUGAAAGCUCUUGGGCUCAGCCUUUCCAUUUGUCCUCUGUUUUCUCCAGCCACCCCCCCACUUCUCACCUUUUAAAGUGGUCAUUUCUUUUCUGCCAGGGUCCUGAAUUCCUGUCCAUUCUUGGCAGGUUUGAUUGGUGCAUUGUGGCAGUCUCACACACAGGCAAAGAGUUUGAUCAGAUGGCCUGUGUACAAAGCGUGUGUCAAGCAUUUGUAUGUACAUGUGUGUUGCUUGGGUGGCCAAUAAGGUGCUGUAAUGGGUGUGGGUGGUGUGUUGUGGAUCACGCUUGACGUUGCUAGUUUAGCUUCUUUUGCUUUUGGUGGUGGUCGCUUUGCUGUGGCAGGCCAGAGUCUGGUGAAUUGUAUGUGGGAAGGGAAGGGGGCAGGUUCUGCUGGAAAUAUAAUCACUUCUUAUUCUUUCCAGACAGCAACAACAUCAAAAAAAGGGCUAUGCCUCUAGCUGUGUCAUAUUUUUGGAAACACUGUGGAAAAACCCCCUCAGAUGUCAUACAGUACACACUAAGUAACACAGAGGUGCUCUUAGUAUGGUACCCCUUUUUCUAAUGGGGCGCUUUGCUCCUUUUUCCAGUAUUUGUCCUUUCUAUAUAAACAAUGUACUUGUCUGUUUCCAUGGUGGAGACUAAUA
This is a messenger RNA of Sceloporus undulatus (fence lizard), 3639 nucleotides long. RefSeq names its product FA core complex associated protein 100 (gene FAAP100). Gene Ontology annotation, cellular component: nucleoplasm; Fanconi anaemia nuclear complex. Gene Ontology annotation, biological process: interstrand cross-link repair. NCBI's taxonomy places the organism in Eukaryota, Metazoa, Chordata, Lepidosauria, Squamata, Phrynosomatidae. The record is from RefSeq and is a predicted model, not a curated record.